AUGAAGCUUUUAGACCUCCUGGCAUAUGCCUCCACAGAAAUGGAUAGUACAACGGUCACUCUGGCUUUGCUGGCUGUCUUCCUGGUCCUACUGUACUGGUACUCCACCUCUGCGUUCUCCAAACUGAGCAAAGUAGGGAUCCAACAUCCUCCGCCUCUUCCUUUCAUUGGAAAUCUGCUCUUUUUCCGUGAGGGCUUUUGGGAAAACCACACAAAACUCAUAACGGAGUAUGGACCUGUUUGUGGGUACUACAUUGGUCGCCAGAUGUUUGUGGUAGUCUCCACACCAGACAUGAUCAAGCAAAUCUUAGUGACAGACUUCAGUAACUUCACCAACAGAACUAAGCCGAACUUGAUUUCCAAGCCAAUGCUUGACAGCAUCCUUUGUCUUCGUGAUGACAGAUGGAAGUAUGUCCGAAGCCUCCUGACCCCAGCCUUCAGUGAUGCCAAACUAAAAGAGAUGACACCGCUAAUAAACCAGGCCUGUGACGUCCUGCUGUGUAACUUGAAAGUCUAUGCAGAUUCUGGCAAAGCUUUUGAUAUCCAGAGGUGUUACAACUGCUAUACCUUGGAUGUUGUUGGUAGUGUAGCUUUUGGUACUGAGGUGGAUUCUCAGAAGAAUCCUGACGACCCUUUUGUUAAGAAUUGCAGAACGUUCUUUGAAAUGUCUUUGUUUAAGCCUCUCCUCAUUCUAAUCCUUUCUUUCCCAUUCAUAAUGAUCCCAUUGCUCCGAAUUUUGCCAAACAAGAAACAAAAGGAACUGAAUAGUUUUUUUAUCCAAACCAUAAAAAAUGCAAUUGUCUUCAGAGACCAGCAAGAUGCAGCUGAGAGGCGCAGAGAUUUUCUUCAGUGGAUGCUCGACUCCCGUGACGCAGCUGACUCCCUGGCAGCUGGGUGUUUUGAUGGGAUCAGUCCAUCUUCUGCUUCCAGACAGACCGAGGCAGGUCUUGCUGGCCGGGCCUCACCUGCAAAGGUUCAGAAGACAUUAACAGAGGAUGAGAUAGCAGGCCAAGCUUUUCUGUUCCUGAUCGCUGGGUAUGAGACCACCACUAGCACUCUGUCCUUCGCCACCUACUUGCUAGCCACCAACCCAGAGUGCCAGCAGAGGGUGCUUCAGGAGGUUGAUGAGUUCUCAGCAAAACAUAUGGUCCCCGAUUGCCAAAAUGUGCAAGGACUUCCUUAUCUGGACAUGGUGAUUGCAGAGACAUUGCGCAUGUACCCACCUGCGUUCAGGUUCACCCGGGAAGCAGCUAAAGACUGCAUAGUGCUGGGGCAGCGUAUUCCGGCUGGGGCCGUCAUUGAAACUGCAGUGGGACAUCUCCACCACAACCCUGAGUUCUGGCCAGAUCCUGAGAAGUUCAUUCCUGAGAGGUUUACAGAGGAGGCCAAGAAGGAACGACAUCCCUUUGCAUACCUGCCUUUUGGUGCUGGACCCCGUGGCUGCAUUGGCAUGAAAAUGGGUUUGCUGGAGACAAAAAUUACUCUGUUGAGGAUUUUGCAGAAGUUUCAAUUUAAAACCUGCGCAGAGACUGAGAUUCCUUUGCAGCUGAAAUCAAAAGCCACACUUGGACCAAAAAAUGGAGUCUACAUUAUCCUAGAAUCUCGUUAAAAGAAAAUAUGCAUCUUAAGCCUCCUGGGAUGGGACCCCUUGUUCAGUCACUCACUGGGUAUAAUUUUUUUCACAACCCCAAAGACAGGGAGGAGCCUAAGUCCCACUGAUGGUCAGUAGGUACAGGUUCACUACCCUCCUGUGGGAGAUCCUCCAGUCACUUUUAAAAAUGAGAUGUGGGCUCCACAGUCUUUUUGGUGGUUUUCAAAUUGCUGUGAACAGUAUCUGUAAAGAA
Chaetura pelagica (chimney swift) is the source of this 1843-nucleotide messenger RNA. RefSeq names its product thromboxane A synthase 1 (platelet) (gene TBXAS1). Gene Ontology annotation, molecular function: iron ion binding; heme binding; oxidoreductase activity, acting on paired donors, with incorporation or reduction of molecular oxygen. The record is from RefSeq and is a predicted model, not a curated record. Bases 1 to 1608 code for a protein of 535 amino acids. Lineage: Eukaryota; Metazoa; Chordata; Aves; Apodiformes; Apodidae. The transcript is spliced from 13 exons.